AUGCCAAAGGUGAUACCAGCCUCCAUUAUCCGAAAAAUGCAAUAUUUGGUUUUAAUAAAUCUAUCGUAUCGUAUUCUAUCUAUCUAUCUAUCUAUCUAUCUAUCUAUCUAUCUAUCUAUCUAUCUAUCUAUCUAUCCCAGCCUGUUCCCUCCCUCCCUAUCUAUCUAUCUAUCUAUCUAUCUAUCUAUCUAUCUAUCUACGCUAGAAUUUAGCAGAUCUACAGAAAUAAUAGAUAGAUGCGAGAUGAGUCAAUGGAAUAUGUUUGUCGGCAGCGACACUGUUUUCCUAUAUAACACUAUCUAUCUAUCUAUCUAUCUAUCUAUCUAUCUAUCUAUCUUUAUUUUUAUUGCUGGUAAUAUUUUCCAUCUAUCUAUCUAUCUAUCUAUCUAUCUAUCUAUCUAUCUAUCUGGGAACCAGCAGCAAGUUUUUUUCAUAUUCAUCUUCUCAACCUCAAAUAUCUAUCUAUCUAUCUAUCUAUCUAUCUAUCUAUCUAUCUAUCUAUCAUCUAUCUAUCUAUUUAUCUAG
Molecule: messenger RNA, 525 nt
Organism: Acanthosepion pharaonis
Lineage: Eukaryota; Metazoa; Mollusca; Cephalopoda; Sepiida; Sepiidae
Source: the annotation of a GenBank genome assembly